Molecule: messenger RNA, 2737 nt
Organism: Ceratotherium simum simum (southern white rhinoceros)
Lineage: Eukaryota; Metazoa; Chordata; Mammalia; Perissodactyla; Rhinocerotidae
Source: RefSeq, a predicted model, not a curated record
AUACAACAGGAGCGCAAGAUGGCGGAGCCGCCGAGCCCCGGGCACGGGGCCGCCGCUGCCGCCGCCGCCUCCGAGAAGGAACCGUUCGGCAAGCUGCAGCCCCCGUCCCGGGACCCACCAGGCCCUCUGUCCGCCAAGAAGGUCCGGACUGAGGAGAAGAAGGCGCCACGGAGACUGAACGGGGAAGGGGGCAGCGGCGGGAACAGCAAGCAGCUGCAGGCGCCGGCGACUCCCUCGCCUCAGAGCUAUGGCAGCCCGGCGCCUUGGAGUUUCGCCGCGCUGCCGGCCGCCCCCUCCCCGGCCGCCGCUCGGAGCGGUUUCUCUUUCUCCGCCGGCGCGGCCGUCCCCUCCUCAGCCUCCGCGUCCUCGUCUCAGCCGCUGCCGCGCAAGCUGCUGGUGUCCUCCGCGCUGUUGCACGCUCAGCCCCACCGCCUGCUGCUGCCGGCCGCCGCCGCCGCGGCCCGCGCCAAGCCGCGCAGACCCAAGGAGAAGCGCGAGAAGGAGCGGAGGCGGCACGGCCUCGGCGGCGCGGGCGAGCCCGACUGUAAGCUGUGUGGAAUCUGGGGCUGUGAUGAUCUUGUUUCCGGUCAGGCCCUCAACCUUUGGGUACUUGAUAACUGGGAAAUGAAUGAGUUUCACUACAUUCCAGCCCUUUUUGCCUACUCAGAAGAGAUGUCUGAUUGUCAGGAAAAUGUUGGCAGGUAUUUCAAAAAAGACAAAAUUAGAGAGAGAGAGAAAGAAAAAGACAGAGAAAAAAAGAAGCAUAAAGUAAUGAGUGAGAUCAAGAAAGAAAAUGGAGAAGUAAAGAUUUUGCUGAAAAGUGGGAAGGAUAAACCAAAAACAAAUGUUGAAGACUUACAAAUUAAAAAGGUAAAGAAGAAAAAGAAAAAGAAACACAAAGAGAAUGAAAAACGGAAGCGUCCGAAAAUGUAUAGCAAAUCUAUUCAAACCAUCUGCUCAGGAUUGCUCUCUGAUGUUGAAGAUCAAGAAGCCAAAGGCAUCUUAAGUGAUAACGUAAAGGAUUACCGUGGAAAGAAUUUGGAUACCAAGAACUAUGAUUCCAAAACUCCAGAGAACAGUGAGUUUCCAUUUGUCUCAUUAAAGGAGCCACGGGUUCAGAAUAACCUUAGAAGGUUGGAUACUUUGGAGUUCAAACGGCUCAUUCAUAUUGAGCACCAGCCUAAUGGAGGUGCAUCCGUUAUCCACGCCUACAGUAGUGAGCUCUCCCACCUGUCUCCUGUGGAGAUGGAGAGGUUCGCAGAAGAAUUUGUGGGCCUGGUGUUCAGUGAAAAUGAAAACUCUGCAGCUUUCUAUGUAAUGGGUAUUGUUCAUGGGGCAGCUACUUACUUACCUGACUUUUUAGACUACUUUUCAUUUAAUUUUCCCAAUUCGCCAGUGAAAAUGGAGAUAUUGGGAAAGAAAGAUAUAGAGACAACGACUAUGUCCAAUUUUCAUGCUCAGGUAAAAAGAACAUAUUCUCACGGUACUUACAGAGCUGGCCCAAUGCGACAGAUCAGCUUGGUGGGAGCAGUUGAUGAAGAAGUGGGAGAUUACUUCCCUGAGUUCCUUGACAUGUUGGAAGAUUCACCAUUUUUAAAAUGUACACUGCCAUGGGGGACACUAUCUAGUCUAAAAUUAGAGAGUCGAAAAGAUAGUGAUGAUGGUCCCAUCAUGUGGGUACGCCCAGGAGAACAAAUGAUCCCUGUGGCUGAUAUGCCAAAGUCACCUUUCAAAAGGAAAAGGACUACCAAUGAAAUAAAAAACCUGCAGUACCUACCUCGAACUAGUGAGCCCCGUGAGAUGCUCUUUGAAGACAGGACAAGAGCCCAUGCAGAUCAUAUAGGACAAGGUUUUGAACGACAGACUACAGCUGCUGUUGGAGUGUUGAAGGCUGUGCACUGUGGAGAAUGGCCUGAUCAACCCCGAAUAACCAAAGAUGUAAUUUGUUUUCAUGCUGAAGAUUUCUUAGAAGUAGUUCAACGAAUGCAGUUAGAUUUACAUGAACCUCCACUGUCUCAGUGUGUCCAAUGGGUUGAUGAUGCAAAACUUAAUCAACUGAGGAGGGAAGGCAUUCGCUAUGCCAGGAUUCAGCUGUAUGAUAAUGACAUUUAUUUUAUUCCAAGGAAUGUUGUUCAUCAAUUCAAGACAGUUUCAGCUGUAUGCAGUUUAGCGUGGCAUAUUCGGCUCAAGUUAUAUCACUCAGAGGAGGACACUGCUCAGAACACAGCUACUCAUGAAACAGGCACAUCACCAGAUUCCACAUCAUCAGUUCUUGGACCUCACACUGACAACGUGAUUUGUGCUGUGAGCAAAACCUCCUUGGAUUCUGUUUUUUCAGAGAAACUUCAUUCUAAAUAUGAAUUACAGCAGAUUAAACAUGAACCUAUUGCAUCUGUAAGAAUCAAAGAAGAACCUGUGAAUGUGUAUAUUACUGAAAAGACUAGAGCACCGAAUAAUACGGAUGGCAAGAAUGUUAAAGCAAAAUUGGAUCAUGUUCAAUUUACAGAAUUUAAGACUGACGUGGACUCUGAAUUUGAAAAUAGCAACAAAGAUUUAAAGGAAGAAUUGUGCCCUGGAAGUCUCAUAAGUCUAGUUGAUACAAGGCAACAUAGUUCAGCACAUUCAAAUCAAGAUAGAAAAGAUGAUGACGUUUUGUGCUAAAUUUGUACAUACCAUUUAAAAUUCUCUUUUUUUUAAACUUAAUAAUGUAAUAAAGAUUCAUGAAUUCUGAAAGCAA